Helianthus annuus (common sunflower) is the source of this 2343-nucleotide messenger RNA. Its product is annotated as pentatricopeptide repeat-containing protein At4g16390, chloroplastic. The coding region runs from base 117 to 2168 and encodes 683 amino acids. The transcript has a single exon. Gene Ontology annotation, cellular component: chloroplast. The record is from RefSeq and is a predicted model, not a curated record. Lineage: Eukaryota; Viridiplantae; Streptophyta; Magnoliopsida; Asterales; Asteraceae. Gene Ontology annotation, molecular function: protein binding.
ACACACACAAUCUCUCUUAUCAAAUUAUCGCUAAAACCCUGUUUACCCGACUACCCAAGUGACUCCUCCCUAAAUCCUCGACCAAAAAAGUCGAUAAGGUUUGCAAGAAUCCAUCAAUGGCAUACACAUACGGCUUCUGCUCUUCACCUUCCAUUUCUUUCACUCAAAGAACCUUCAUUCACCCAACAAUAUUCCAAUCAAGACUACCCCAGCUCAAAAUCACCCAAAUUUCACUACAAGAAUCAGUUUCAGAAGUAACCCACAACUUAAACCCUCAAACUUCAAACACCCAUCAAUUAACAACCGAUAAAAAGAAAAACUUCAUCUGGGUCAACCCCAAAAGCCCCAAAGCUUCAACCUUUAAGCAGAAAUCAUAUGAUUCAAGGUACAAUUCUCUUGUUCAAGUAGCAGAGGCUUUAAAUUCUUGUUUACCAGUUGAAGAGGAUGUUUUUAGGGUGUUAGAUAGUAAGUUAGGGGGUGAAUUAGUGGAGCAAGAUGGUGUUAUUGUCAUUAAUAAGUUGUCGAAUGCUCAAACGGCUCGGAUUGUGUUAAAGUAUUUUCAGGAUAGGUGUGAGUUGAAUAGGGAGGUUGUGCUUUAUAAUGUGGCUUUGAAGGUGUUUAGGAAGAGUAAAGAUUUGGAUGGUGCAGAGAAGGUGUUUGAUGAAAUGGUUGAGAGAGGUGUUGCGCCGGAUAACGUUACGUUUUCGACAGUUAUUGGGUGUUCGAGGUUGCGCUCGUUGCCCGGGAAGGCUGUGGAGUGGUUUGAGAAAAUGGCGGCGUUUGGGGUUGAGCCGGAUGAUGUUACUUAUGCGGUGAUGAUUGAUUGUUACGGACGCGUUGGGAAUGUGGAUAUGGCGUUGAGGUUGUAUGAUCGUUCGAGGACCGAGAAGUGGCGGCUUGAUGCGGUAACGUUCACAACGAUUAUUAAAAUUUACGGGACGAGUGGGAAUUUCGAUGGGUGUUUGACGGUUUUUGAAGAGAUGAAAGCGGUCGGUGUCAAACCGAAUUUGGUGUGUUAUAAUACGUUGUUAGACGCUAUGGGAAGAGCUAAGAGACCGUGGCAGGUUAAGUCGAUUUAUCAGCAACUUCUGAGUAGUGGAUUAACGCCUGGUUGGGCGACUUACGCUUCACUUAUUCGUGCAUACGGUAAAGCGCGGUACGGUGAUGACGCAAUGAUCGUGUACAAAGAGAUGAGAGCGAAAGGGAUGAAUUUGAGUAACGUUCUUUACAACACCCUUUUGUCUAUGUGUGCUGAUAUCGGCUUCGUCGAUGAAGCUGUUGAGUUACUUGACGACAUGAAGUCCUGUACGGAUUGUAAGCCCGACAGCUGGACGUAUUCAUCGAUGAUCACAAUAUUCUCGUGCUGCGGAAAGGUCGUAGAGGCAGAGGCCGUGUUGAAAGAAAUGGUGGAGUCCGGUUUUCAGCCAAAUAUAUACGUUUUAACCUCGCUAAUCCAAUGCUACGGGAAAGCCGACCGGACAGACGAUGUGGUGACAACGUUUGACCGAAUCAUCGAACUUGGUAUAACUCCGGAUGAGCGGACCUGCGGCUGUCUUCUCAACGUGAUGACACAAACGCCUCGUGAAGAACUCGGUAAGCUUACUAGAUGCGUUCAAAUCGCCAAUCCGAAGCUUGGUAGUUUAAUCGAAGCUCUAGUGGAUUCCAAUAUUGAAGACGAAACUUUCAAGAAUGAAGCUAGUAAAGUACUUAGUGAAUCGGGAGAAGAUGUAAAGAAAGCGUACUGCAAUUGCUUAAUCGAUCUAUGUAUUAAUCUCGAUCAGUUGGAGAAAGCGUGUGAUUUGUUAGCAUUGGGGAUUAAUCUCGAUAUAUAUACCGAUAUACAGUCGAAAACGUCUACAAACUGGUCGUUACAUUUGAAGAGUCUUUCAUUAGGGGCAGCGUUGACCGCAUUACAUAUAUGGAUAAACGAUUUGACCAAGGCUUUAGAAGAGGGCGAAGAGCUUCCGCCGUUGCUUGGGGUAAAUACGGGCCAUGGGAAGCAUAAGUAUUCGGAUAAGGGUUUGGCGGGGGCGCUUGAGGCCCAUUUGAAGGAGCUUAAUGCUCCUUUUCAUGAGGCUCCUGAUAAGGCUGGAUGGUUUUUAACGACAAAAGUUGCUGUUAAGACAUGGUUGGAAGGUAGACGCGAUGAGGUGGCGGUUGCUUCUUGAGUGCUGACUAGACCAACGCGUAUGUACCACUAUUCUUUUUCUUAACUAGCUUAUGUUCUUGAUGAUUGUAAUGUUGAGUUUUGUUUAUCUAGUGGAUGUUCAUUGAGGUUCAGACUGGUAGUCCUUAAGGGAGUGUUCAAAUAUUCGGUCUCGUAAUGAUUAUCGUAUUAUUGUA